CCGCGGAGACGCGGAGACUAUGGAUCCGGAGCGUCUUUCCCCCCGUUAAAAAAAAAAACUUCACUAUGAGGGAUAAAAGCAAGACGCGGUGCUGGGAGCGGGAGAGUUAAGGCUUUCGUUCAAGUUGGAUGGGACUGUGGCAGUUUUUCACACAAGCAUGGAGCUCCCGACGCGCUGGAUCUGGGUUUGUGUCCUGUUCACCGCGCCGCUUGCGGGAUGUUUGGAGAUGCACCUCUCGGAGACUCUGCAGCCCGGGACUCUCCUGGCCAACCUGUCCCUCGGCCCCGGGUGGACUUAUAAACUCGACAGGACUUUUACGCACAAAUCCAUCCAGAGCCUUUUCCAAGUUGAGAAACGCAGCGGAGUUGUCCGUCUGUCCCGCAAGGUCCAGUGCGCGCACACGCACAGGAACCCGGCUCCGGUGUAUUUCCGAGCAGGUUCCUCCGGCCGCGGGGACGUUAUUGUGACGCAUUUCAGCGUGUUUGUGCACGGCCAGGACUGCUUUAUUAAAUAUAAGAGAAAGAAUGCGUCAGCUGAGCCCGACGUUCACAUUAAACACCUUUCAAAAGUGGAUCCCACUUCCUGCUUACCCGCAGGUACGUCGUUUUUGAAUGUAACAGAACUUUUGCCCGGCUUUGCGCGCGGCACAACCUUUUCGGACAGUGGAUGUGUCGGCAAAGACUUGGUGGCGGUGUUCAGGCUUGGGGAUCUGUUCCUGGUCAGUGACUUGUGUCUUGGGCACAGUGGAGAGCGUGAGGUGAGCGUGCACUGCGCCCUGCUCGCCUCCCCCAGCAGCCGCCUCUCAGUGCAGAUCACUGUGACGCUCCUGGAGCAGCAGGGUGUCUCCAAAAACACCCAGAGAAAGCCCGACGCGUUCAUCCACAGAGGGAAGAGACAGGUCAACUCGGCUCCCCAGUUCCAGCUGCUGAACUAUCAGGUGUCUGUGCCCGAGAACGAGCCUGCGGGAACCCGGGUGAUCACCCUGGAAGCCACCGACCCGGAUGAUGGAGCUGCAGGGAGGCUGGAGUACAGCAUGGAAGCCCUGUUCGACAGGAGGUCAAAUGACUUUUUCGACAUGAACGCACGGACGGGGAGCAUAACAACCGCCCAGGCGCUGGACAGGGAGGUCAAAGACACGCAUGUGUUCAAAGUUACCGUCACUGACAAUGGCACCCCCAAACGAUCCGCCACUUCCAUCCUCACCAUCACCGUGAGUGACACCAACGACCACAGCCCCGUGUUUGAGCAAAACGAAUACAGGGUGCGCAUCCGUGAGAACGUAGAGGUGGGAUAUGAAGUGAUGACAGUCCGGGCGACCGAUGGGGACGCUCCCUCCAACGCCGACAUGAUUUAUGAAAUUGUGAACGAUGAAGGAAUCAACUCUGUGUUUGUGAUCGACCCACGCAAUGGACUGGUGAAGAUCAGAGAGCGGCCCGACCGUGAAACCCGGGCCCAGUACCAGCUGAUCGUCGAGGCGAAUGAUCAGGGCAAAGACCCGGGUCCCCGAAGCGCCACGGCCACUGUCAACAUCUACGUUGAAGACGAAAACGACAACUACCCCCAGUUCAGCGAGAAGCGGUAUGUGGUUCAGGUCCCAGAGAAUGUGGCGGCCAAUACCAAAGUCAUCCAGGUGGAAGCAACGGAUAAAGACGAGGGGAACAACGCCAAAGUUCACUACAGCAUCAUCAGCGGCAACAUUAAAGGGCAGUUCUACAUUCACUCCCCCACUGGCGUGAUCGACGUCAUCAAUCCACUGGACUAUGAGUCAAUUCGGGAGUAUAACUUGAGGAUUAAAGCUCAGGAUGGUGGUAGGCCGCCUCUGAUAAACGGCACUGGGAUGGUGGUGGUGCAAGUGGUGGACGUCAACGAUAACGCCCCCAUGUUCGUCAGCACGCCGUUCCAGGCCACCGUGUUGGAAAAUGUGGCAGUUGGGUACUCCGUCAUUCACACCCAAGCAAUCGACGGCGAUUCUGGAGAAAACGCCCGUCUGGAGUACCGACUGACAGAUACCACGCCCGGCUUUCCGUUCACCAUCAACAACAGUACCGGCUGGAUUACAGUGAGCGAGGAACUGGACAGGGAGACCACUGAAUACUACACGUUUGGCGUGGAGGCGAGAGAUCACGGCAUCCCUGUCAUGUCCUCGUCAGCCAGCGUCAGCAUCACCGUGCUGGAUGUGAACGACAACGUGCCCACUUUCACGGAGAAGACGUACUCAUUAAAAAUCAACGAAGACGCCGUCGUGGGGACCAGCGUCCUCACGAUGACGGCCGUCGAUCGGGACGUGAACAGCGUGGUGACGUACCAGCUCUCCAGCGGCAACACCAGGAACCGCUUUGCCAUCACCAGCCAGAGCGGCGGCGGUCUCAUCACGUUAGCCCUCCCCCUGGACUACAAGCAGGAACGCCAGUACGUGCUGACAAUCACGGCCAGCGACGGGACGCGCUACGACACCGCCCAGGUCUUCAUCAACGUCACGGACGCCAACACGCACAGGCCCGUCUUCCAACACGCCAACUACCAGGUGAUGGUCAGCGAGGAAAAGCCAGUGGGCUCCACCGUGGUGGUGAUCAGCGCCAUUGACGAGGACACGGGUGAAAAUGCCCGCAUAACGUAUGUGAUGGAGGAUAAUGUUCCUCAGUUUAAGAUCGACCCAGAUACUGGUGCCAUCACAACACAAAUGGAGAUUGACUAUGAAGACCAGGCCUCCUACACGUUGGCCAUCAUCGCCAGGGACAACGGCAUUCCUCAGAAAUCUGACACUACUUAUGUGGAGAUUAUCAUCCUGGAUGCGAAUGACAACGCUCCUCAGUUUCUCAGAGAUAUGUACCAGGGGACUGUGUUAGAAGAUGCACUAAUUUACACUAGUGUGCUUCAGAUCUCCGCUUCAGACCGGGAUUCUGGCUCGAAUGGCAGGGUGAGCUACACAUUUCAAGGUGGGGACGAUGGAGAUGGAGACUUUAUGAUAGAACCGUACUCUGGUAUCGUCAGGACUCUUCGCAAACUGGACCGAGAGAACGUCCCCGUUUACAAUCUCAAAGCUUUCGCUGUGGAUAAGGGGGUGCCACCCCUGAGAGCGGCUGUGCCCGUUCAUGUCAUCAUCCAAGACGUCAACGACAACGCUCCCGUGUUUGAGAAGGACGAGCUUUUCAUCGACGUAAAGGAGAACAGCGCGGUGGGUUCGGUCGUGGCCCAGAUCACUGCCACCGACCCAGACGAGGGAACCAAUGCUCAGAUCAUCUACCAGAUCAUCGAAGGGAAUUUUCCUGAAGUGUUCCAGCUGGAUAUUUUCAACGGCGAGCUCGUUGCUCUCACAGACCUGGAUUACGAGACAAAAACAGAGUAUGUCAUCGUGGUCCAGGCGACGUCUGCCCCUCUAGUGAGCCGGGCCACUGUGCACAUCCGCCUCGUCGACCUGAAUGACAAUGAACCCGUUUUGCAAAACUUUGAGAUCAUUUUCAACAACUACGUCACGAACAAGUCCAACAGUUUUCCGUCUGGAGUAAUUGGAAGGGUACCAGCUCACGACCCGGAUGUGUCGGAUAAAUUACGGUACCAUUUCGAGUCUGGGAACGAGCUCAAUCUGCUGCUGCUGAACAAAGACACCGGGGAGCUGAGGCUGAGCAGGGCUCUGGACAACGACAGAGCCCUGGAAGCACCCAUGAUGAUCUCCGUCACAGACGGCCUCCAUAGCAUCUCGGCGCGCUGCACGCUGCGGGUCACCAUCAUCACCGACGACAUGCUGACCAACAGCAUCACGGUGCGCCUGGAGAACAUGUCCCAGGAGCGCUUCCUCUCGCCGCUGCUCGGCCUCUUCCUGGAGGGCGUGGCGGCCGUGCUCUCCACCAAGCGGGAGGAGGUGUUCGUGUUCAACGUCCAGAACGACACCGACGUGCAGGGCUCCAUCCUCAACGUCACCUUCUCGGCGCUGCAGCCCGGAGGCGCCCCGGGGAAAGGGGCGUUCUUCCCCUCCGAGGAGCUCCAGGAGCAGAUCUACCUCAACAGGACGCUGCUCAGGCUCAUCUCCUCUCAAGAGGUGCUGCCGUUCGACGAUAACAUCUGCCUGCGGGAGCCCUGUGAGAACUACAUGAAGUGUGUGUCGGUGCUGAAGUUCGACAGCUCCCCGCCCUUCAUCGCCUCAGACACGGUCCUGUUUCGGCCCAUCCACCCCAUCAACGGCCUGCGCUGCCGCUGCCCCCUCGGUUUCACCGGCGACUACUGCGAGACCGAGAUCGACCUCUGCUUCUCGGGGCCCUGCCAGAACAACGGGAGGUGCCGCAGCCGAGAGGGGGGCUACACCUGCGAGUGCAUGGAGGAUUUCACCGGGGAGCACUGUGAGCUCAACGCGUCGUCGGGCCGGUGCGUGCCCGGCGUGUGCAAGAACGGCGGCGAGUGCGUCAACCGGCUGGCGGGCGGCUUCAUGUGCCAGUGUCUGCCGGGGGAGUUCGAGAAGCCCUACUGCGAGAUGACCACCCGCAGCUUCCCCGGGCAGUCCUUCAUCACCUUCAGAGGCCUGAGGCAGCGCUUCCACUUCACCGUCUCCUUCACGUUUGCCACCAGAGAAAGGAACGCUCUGCUGCUCUACAACGGCAGGUUCAACGAGAAACACGACUUCAUCGCGCUGGAGAUCAUCGAUGAACAGAUUCAGCUCACCUUCUCCGGAGGUGAGACGAAGACCUCUGUGUCUCCAUAUGUCCCCGGCGGGGUCAGUGACGGCCAGUGGCACUCCGUCCAGCUCCAUUACUACAACAAGCCCAACAUUGGGCGACUUGGCCUCCCUCAUGGACCCUCCGGAGAGAAAGUCGCCGUGGUCGCCGUGGACGACUGUGACAUCUCCAUGGCGAUCCGCUUCGGAAAGCAGAUCGGAAACUACUCCUGCGCCGCUCAGGGAGCCCAGACUGGACAGAAGAAGUCUCUCGACUUGACCGGUCCGCUGUUGCUCGGCGGGGUUCCCAAUCUGCCGGAGGACUUCCCAGUCAGGAACCGAGAUUUUGUGGGCUGCAUGAGGAACCUGAGCAUCGACAGCAGGCCCGUCGACAUGGCCAGCUACAUCGCCAACAACGGCACCACGGCAGGUUGUCCGGCGAAGAAGAACUUCUGCACGGGCGACGUGUGUCAGAACGGAGGCGUGUGCAUCAGCAAGUGGAGCACCUACAGCUGCGACUGUCCCAUCGGUUACGGCGGGAAAAACUGCGAGCAGGUCAUGCCGUCUCCUCAGUUCUUCGACGGCCAGGCGCUGGUGUCCUGGAGCGAGCCGGACGUCACCGUGGCCGUUCCCUGGUACAUGGGCCUCAUGUUUCGCACCAGGCAGCCUGCCGGUACUCUGAUGCAGGCCAAUGCUGGAUCGUCUUCCACCAUCAACCUCAUGGUGAGCCAGCAGCAAGUCCGCAUGGAGGUGCUGCUCAGGCAGCAGCUGGUGGCAUCCCUGAGCUUCUCCCAGGUCCGCGUCAACGACGGGGAAUGGCACCACUUGCUGGUCGAGCUGACGAGCGUCAAAGACGGCAAGGACAUCAAAUACGUGGCCGCCGUGUCCCUGGACUACGACAUGUACCAGAGGUCGGUGGUGAUUGGAAAUGACCUCCCGGGUUUGAAGCUACAAACUCUUCACGUUGGAGGUCUGCCUGGAGAGGGGAACCACGUCAUCAAGGGAUUCGUCGGCUGCAUACAAGGUGUGCGUAUGGGCGAGACGUCCACCAAUGUGGCAAACAUCAACAUGGCUCAGGGCCUGAAGAUCCGCGUGGAGGACGGCUGCGACCUGGCCGACCCCUGCGACUCCAACAUCUGCCCCGAGAACAGCCACUGCAGCGACGACUGGAGCACGCACACCUGCGUCUGCGACCCGGGGUACUUUGGGAAGGAGUGUGUGGACGCCUGUCAGCUCAACCCUUGUGAGCACGUCUCCACUUGCGUCCGCAAGCCGAGCUCCUCCCACGGCUACACCUGUGAAUGCGGACUGGAUUACUACGGCCAGUACUGCGAAAACAAAGUGGAGAGGCCUUGUCCUCAGGGCUGGUGGGGCAGUCCCAUGUGCGGCCCCUGCAACUGCGACACAAGUCGAGGAUUCCAUAAAGACUGCAACAAGACCACUGGAGAGUGUCGCUGCAAGGACAACUACUACCGCCCAAAGGGCGAGGACACAUGCUACCCCUGCGAGUGUUUCUCCACCGGCUCCGAGUCUCGAACGUGCGACCCCGUCACUGGGCAGUGCCUCUGCAAGGGGGGCGUCAUCGGGCGCCAGUGCAACCGAUGCGAUAACCCCUUCACUGAAGUGACCGCCACCGGAUGCCAGGUGGUGUAUGAAGUCUGCCCGAAGGCCUUCGAUGCCGGCAUCUGGUGGCCCAGGACCAAGUUUGGGCGCCCUGCUGCCAUGAACUGUCCCAAGGGAUCCCUGGGUACUGCCAUCCGCCACUGCAGUGAGAAGGGCUGGCUUUCACCUGAACUCUUCAACUGCACCACAGUCACCUUCACUCAUCUGAAGAAAAUGAACGAGGACCUGCGUCGCAACAGUUCGAGGAUGGACGGUGAGCUCUCCAAAGCCAUCGUGCGCUCGCUUCACAGCGCCACCAACGACACGCCGCAUUACUUCGGCAACGACGUGAAGAUGGCGGGCCAGCUGCUGAACGACGUGCUGCAGUACGAGAGCCGGCAGGAAGGCUUCGACCUCACCGCCAUGAGGGACGCAGAGUUCAAUGAGAACCUGGUGCGAGCCGGCAGCGCCAUACUGGAUCCUGAAAACAAAGACCACUGGGAGCAAAUCCAGAGGACGGAGGGCGGGACCGCGUAUCUGCUCCGCAGCUUUGAAGACUACGCCAACACGCUGGCCCAGAAUGUCAGAAAGACCUACCUGAAACCCUUCACCAUCGUCACGGAGAACAUGAUUCUGACCGUGGACUACUUGGAUGUGUCGGACCCAGAGAAAGCCACGUUCCCUCACUUCGGCGACAUCCACGAGACGUACCCCAAAGAGCUGGGCUCCUCCGUCCACUUCCCGCAGUUUACCCUGCGCCCUCAGGUCCACAAAGUCGUGGAGCAAACUCCUGCCCCCCCAGCUCAGACCGAUGCCCCCGUGGAGGAGGAGCACACGGUGUCUGACAGGAAACGGCGCCACCUGGAGCCCGCCGCCCCUCUGCCCGUCGCCGUGGUGAUCGUGUACAAGUCACUGGGGAUGCUCCUUCCGGAGAAAUUCGACCCCGACCGCAGGACUCUGAGGGUCCCCAACCGUCCAGUGAUCAACUCGGCCAUCGUGAGCGCCACCGUCCACAGUGAGGGUCCGCCUCUUCCCACCAUCCUGGAUCCCCCGAUCACCCUGGAGUACACGCUGCUGGAGACCGAGGAGCGGACCAAGCCCGUGUGUGUGUACUGGGAUCACUCCAUCAGCAUCGGAGGUACCGGCGGCUGGUCCUCCAAAGGCUGCGAGGUGCUCAACAGGAACAGCAGCCACAUCAGCUGCCAGUGUAACCACAUGACCAGCUUCGCCGUGCUGAUGGACAUUUCCAAGAGAGAGCACGGCGACGUCCUCCCCCUGAAGAUCGUCACCUACACCAUGGUGUCGGUUUCCCUCUUCCUCCUCCUCCUCACCUUCAUCCUGCUGUGCCUCUUACGCCGGCUCCGCUCCAACCUCCACGCCAUCCACAGGAACCUGGUGGCGGCUCUCUUCUUCUCCGAGCUCGUCUUCCUGCUUGGCAUCAAUCAGACCGACAACGUGUUUGUGUGCACGGUGAUCGCCAUCCUCCUGCAUUACUUCUACAUGUGCACCUUCGCCUGGAUGUUCGUGGAGGGGCUGCACAUCUACCGCAUGCUGACCGAGCUGCGCAACAUCAACCACGGGCACAUGAGGUUCUACUACGCCAUGGGCUGGGGAAUCCCGGCCAUCAUCACCGGCUUGGCUGUAGGCCUGGAUCCUCAGGGUUAUGGAAAUCCAGACUUCUGCUGGCUUUCUGUCCACGACACACUCAUCUGGAGCUUUGCUGGACCCAUCUUUGUGGUCGUUCUGGUGAACAUAGUGAUCUUCAUCCUGGCUGCGAAGGCGUCGUGUGGCCGCAGGCAGAAGGCUGCAGAGAAGUCGGGCGCCAUUCCUGCACUGAGGAUGGCUUUCAUCCUCCUGCUGCUCAUCAGCGCCACCUGGCUGCUCGGCCUGAUGGCCGUCAACAGCGACAUCAUGCUCUCCCACUACCUGUUCGCUGUUUUCAGCUGCUUGCAGGGCAUCUUCAUUUUCUUUUGCCAUGUGAUCUUCAACAAAGAGGUGAGGAAAAACCUCAAGAAUGUCUUCACUGGAAAGAAGAGCGUCCCGGAUGAGUCCAGCACCACGAGGGCGUCUUUGCUCACACGUUCCCUCAACUGCAACAACACGUACACGGAGGACGGCCUGUACCGCUCGGGCAUCGGGGAGUCCACCGUGUCCCUGGACAGCACGCUCAGGUCAGCCAAGAGCCGCAGCAGCUACCUGGCUUACGCACUCAGGGAGGAGUCAGGCCAGAAGCCCAGCUUUUCUUCAGGAACUGCUAAAGGACACACAGACCUGGAUGGACCUCUGUUCCACAGGAGCGGCUCCAAAGGAGACGACUCCGAUUCAGACAGCGAGCUGUCGGUCGAUGAACACAGCUCCUCCUAUGCCUCGUCCCACUCCUCCGACAGCGAGGACGACGACAUCGACGUCAAGCCGAAGUGGAACAACGAGAGGCCGGUUCACAGCACCCCCAAAGCUGACGGUGGGUCCAAUCACGUGAAGCCUUACUGGCCCACCGAGGCCACCACGGCCAGCGACAGCGAGGACCCGGGCGGGGCCGAGAGGCUCCGGGUGGAGACCAAGGUCAACGUGGAGCUGCACCCCGAGAAUAAGCUCAACCACGUCGGCGAGAAGGAGAAGGAGGCUCUCCAGGAGAAGGACAGACAGACUCCCGGCCAUGCUAACCCGGCUCCUCCCGCCACGCCCAACAGCAACAGCAACCACCAGCCGGAGCAGAGGAAGGGUAUCUUGAAGAACAAGAUCAGCUACCCUCCUCCGCUCACCGACAAGAACAUGAAGAACCGCCUCAGGGAGAAGCUGAGCGACUACAACUCCCCCACCAUCACCUCGCCGCCGCCCAACAACAACAACACGUCCUCGUCUCCGCCGCCUCCCUCCUCCGUCAACAUCAUGGCUCCGCCGUCCCGCACGUCCUCGCUCACGUCCAACGAAGGCGGUCGCCUGGGCAACCACGGCGGUGGCGGCGGUGGCGGUGGCUCCCUCAUUAAGCCGCCGAUCGCCCCGCGGCCUCAGAUCCCCGCCGGCCCGCCGCCAGCCGGCGUCUACAGGGAGACCAACGGGGGCGUGGCCAUGCACUUGAAGUCCGGGACGGUCAACGGAGGGAACGAGUCGGACUCAGACGGCAGUAAUGAGACUUCCAUCUGACCUGUUAGGAAAACCCUGACCAGCCCGCCCUUGUGAGAGGAAGAGGAAGCCGGACGAGCCGCCGAAGACGAGGGGAAACCGAGAGGAGCCGAAAAGCUGAAGACGAAGGGGGAGGCCUGAAGGUUGGGCCGCGGUGGGGAGAAAAAGACUUCCCCGAGCCCGACCUGUCCGUCCGUCCCUCUUCUACAUCUCCUCUCUCUGGAGAGCAGUAUUACUUGCAGACUUCAGGACUGCCUUGGAUUAAAAAAACAAAACAAAACAAAAAAAAAAAAAAAAAACAAAAGCAGAGAUGAUGGAAAUGUGUGAGAAAUACUAAAGGGAAUUCUGUGUCGGACGAAGUGGAGCCACGUGUGCCAAAACCACGACGAAGAGUCAAAAGAUGAAGAAUCCUUCAAGAAAUAAUGAAACAAGAGAGAGACAGUCGGGAGCACAGUCGCUGUGGUACAGUCUCAUCUGUAGUCCAGACCGAUUUCAAGGACUACAAGUCCCUCAAGUGUCGGGUCCAGCCUGUCCUCAAAGACCCCGACACUGAACUGCACUGUCUCACACUAAGUGCUCUUUACUUCUUUUACCUUGAUUUAUUUUUUUUUUAACUCAAAGAAGGGCUUCUGCUGCCUUUCGCUGUAUUUAGAGUGUAAUUAAUGUGUAGAUAAUUUUUU
This is a messenger RNA of Salarias fasciatus (jewelled blenny), 10050 nucleotides long. It is a transcript of the gene celsr1a, whose product is annotated as cadherin EGF LAG seven-pass G-type receptor 1a. Bases 158 to 9391 code for a protein of 3077 amino acids. The record is from RefSeq and is a predicted model, not a curated record. Gene Ontology annotation, biological process: cell surface receptor signaling pathway; homophilic cell-cell adhesion; G protein-coupled receptor signaling pathway. NCBI's taxonomy places the organism in Eukaryota, Metazoa, Chordata, Actinopteri, Blenniiformes, Blenniidae. Gene Ontology annotation, cellular component: plasma membrane. Gene Ontology annotation, molecular function: calcium ion binding; G protein-coupled receptor activity. The transcript is spliced from 36 exons.